Messenger RNA from Mesorhabditis spiculigera, 1044 nucleotides. The record is from the annotation of a GenBank genome assembly. Lineage: Eukaryota; Metazoa; Nematoda; Chromadorea; Rhabditida; Rhabditidae.
AUGUUCUCAAACCUUAUUGCACCACCAGUUAUUGCUAAACUAGGAUCGAAGUGGUCACUAGUUAUUGCUGCUACAACGUAUGUCGGAUACAUGGCCGUUUUUCUUCAUUUGGAAACAUGGUUGUACUAUGCCGCUUCUGCUUUGAAUGGAGUUGGGGCAGGAGUCCUCUGGACCGCCAAUGGCGUGUACCUGGUGGAACAUUCUAAAAAAGAGAAUCUACCUACAAAUACGGUUAUUAUGUGGUCAGUGAUGCAGACAUCACUUCUGGCCGGAUCGAAAGCAGCAGAAACUGGUCCGAUCAUCGAAAAUCCAGAAGACCCUCCGAUGUCCGUUACGCCUACGUCCAAGACCCCAUCUGUUUGCGAAGCUUUUACAAGCACCUUCAAACUGAUUGCGACGAAGAAAAUGGCGGUGAUGUUGACUCCAGCGUUUUUCCUUGGCGUUCAAGCUGUCGUGGCCACUGGCGUAUUCCCGCCUAGUAUUGAGGCUACAAGAAGCUUUGAAAGUCAUCAAUUCAUUUUACCGUAUAUCGUGCUAGCUUUUGGAGCUGGAGCUAUUGCGGCUGGCGCUCUCUUCCGAGUUAUGGAACGGAAGAAGAAGUCAACGUUCGGAAAUCGUUGGGUGAUCCUAGUGGGAACUGUUUUGAUGAUGAUUGGUUGGGGAUUGUGUGCCCUAAUUAUUCCAUGGAAAGCGGCAGUGGGAAAGACAGAGGAUCUGCCUUUGAUGGCUACUAGUUCUGCCUUGGUGCUGCUUAUCGGGUUCUUAUUCGGUGUCGCGGAUUCGUGCUGGCAGGCUCAAAUGAUGACGAUGGUGGGAGGCGUAUGGAGGGAGAGCAAUACCGCACCGGCUUAUGCUUUGCUCAAGUUCUUCCAGGCUGGAGCUGCGUGCUUCGGAUAUUUCUGCGGAAAACUCUUCGAAUUGCAUAUCAUCCUCGCUUUCGUCGCCGUUCUGGCCAUUAUCUCGACUUUCUGUUUCUUCACCGUCCAGCGAUGGGCCUUCAAAGAACAAACACAAGUGCCCGGGGAUGAAAAUGGACACGCAAAC